This is a messenger RNA of Xylona heveae TC161, 853 nucleotides long. RefSeq lists its product as hypothetical. The transcript has 3 exons. Lineage: Eukaryota; Fungi; Ascomycota; Xylonomycetes; Xylonales; Xylonaceae. The record is from RefSeq and is a predicted model, not a curated record. Bases 179 to 652 code for a protein of 157 amino acids.
UGCCAGCAAAACGGGGUGGACGGAGGUGGAGGUAAUGGUGAUGGUGGUGGUGACAAUGGUAAUGACGAUGAUGAUGAUGAUGAUGAUGAUGAUGAUGAUGAUGAUGAUGAUGAUGAUGAUGUGGAUGUGAAUUUAUGGGAAGCCAUCAUCUGGAGAUGCCCUUGCGCCCAACAGAGCGAUGUGCGGAGGUUGCCGGAAGCAACAGAUAAUGGGAUCUAUUCUCGGCCGAGCGUCGGUCGCAAUGAUGGACGAGGGAAUCGAGAGAAAUGCGAGCUCAUUCGCGACUUCUUCAGAGGCGACGACGCCUAAUAAUGUCGCUCAUUAUUGGCAGCGAAACGGAUUUUCAACCAGAUUGAACUUGCGGGCGCCAGUGCAAGGUCUUAACCAAUCUAGGCGAGGGCAUGUGGGACCCUUAACACAACGGUCAACCAGCGAUUCCUUGUCUUGCUGCUUAACCACCGCAAGUUGUACCCGCAACGUCCUCUCAAUUUUGGCCGUCGCACUAGCUAUCAAUCCAUCUAGCGUGAUCCUGGCUCCGAGUCGUUUUACGGUCAAACCGCAAAUCUACCCUACACACGAUCAAUACUCUCAAUUCCACGAGGCAUCCUUCACCGGAGAGCUUUUCUUGACAAGAGACCAUAAAGUCUCCUGAUGACGGAUGCGUAAAAAAGAGAAAAGCCGAGGACGACAUCUGCAGAGGCCGCUGAGUUUGUCCACAUGGCAUGUGCAUAUUAUGGCGGCCCGUGCGGGCCUCUGGGCCAGUUGUAUCUACGGUCCUAACGUCCGCCAAAGCUAUAGCUAGGCGGGGAGCGGGCUCCCGGUCACAGUACCUUGAUAGUUCAGUGUGGAUCAG